CGGUACCGGCACUACAUCCGACAGGGCCGCGGAGUUCGCGGGAAACCGGCUGCAGUCGGACUAUGAUAAAUUAGACUCGGAAUUUGACUGCUGUCUUUUUUUUCGAAACUUGUUUAUUACCAAUCCGGCCCUUUUCGACUAACACGGUUAAAAACAGAGCAGUGACACGGCUUAAAUACCGCUGCACCGACACCGAUGCUAACACCUGACGCUAGCUAGCUAGCUGGGUUGUCGCAUCGGCUAACGGGAACAUUGUGCUUCAUGCGACUGCACGGAGAAAAUACCGCUGAGUAGCAAGAGACAAAGGGCUGCCGCUGUCAGUCACGGGGGAGGAAAAAUAAACGACUAGUUAACAUGAGUUUGUUCAAUUUGAACCGUUUUCGUUUCGAGAAGAAGACAGCGAAUAAAGAGGAGGAGAGCGGGUCUAAAAGUCCAGAGUCUGAAAAGGAGAACAAGCCAGCUAAGAUGAAACCUGCCAAAGCCCCUCCAAAGUCCCAUGCCCGCGGAGUGGUUUUUGAGGAAGUCCUUACUAUUGACCUGGAGGAGGACGAGGUCCUCUCCGAACCAAAUACCAAAAUAUCAUCUUCCAGGAAAUCCAAGAGUCCGGUUGGAAAGGCAUCCAAUAUUGUGGUGUCGGAUCACACAGAUGACGAGGAAAAUGAAAUGGAAGACAAAGUGAGCAAACUGCUGGAGAUGUUUCCUCAGCUGAGUAGACAGGAGGUGCUGGAGGUCACUGGGAGUACAAGCACACUGGAUGGGGCUGUAGCUGUCUGCCUUUUGAGGUUUGGGGAUAAAGAAGCCCCGAAUCAAGGCAGGAAGAGAAAGCAGGAUGGAUCCAGCAGUUCUCAGGACAGUGGUGAGAGUCACCCGAGCAAGAAGAGGAAACCAUCAGAGGCCUCUGAUGAAGGAGAAAGUGAAGGGAGUGAGCCCAGCUUCGAGAGGCAGGAAUCCAUGGUUAGAAGACUGCAAAAGAAGUUUCCUGACCAGGACAAGGAGGAGCUGCGGAUGGUGCUGCAGGAACACGACUGGAACGUUGAAGACGCUCUGCAGGUUCUACAGAUGUUCUCCGACCCAGAUAAUAGCAGUUUCAGCUCACCCGAUUCACAAGAAAAGAAAGUCAGCAAGUCAAAGAGCAAAGAGAAGUCAAGCAGGAGCCACAGAGAGUUGAAGCACCACGAAGAUCACCAAAAUAGUAAAACGAAGGGAAAUCACAAGGGCUCUAAAAACCACAAAGAUAUCAGUGAAACAGAAGAGGACAGCACAGAUGAUUCAGAUGCUACAAAAGACAGUGAAGACGAGUCGGAGUCAGACGACAGCAAAAACAAAAGUAGCACUUCCACUCUCUCGUCAUGGAUUAUAAAAAAACCAGACUCAGUGUCUUCAUCCUCCUCUGUCACAAAGACUACUACCUCUUCCUCCCUGAAGCCGUCCUCCUCUUCCUCCGUGGCCCAGACGCUGUCCAGGUUUGCCAGCGUGACAAGCAUAGCGAAGAAGGAGGCAGUGGAGAGAAAACGGAAGGCGCGUGCCUCAGAUGAACGUGUCAGUUCGGAGGAGGACAGCGACGGCGAGGACACGGUGAACAGCGAGUUUGAGGACUCGGACGAUGAGCUGGACUCUGAAGGUGGGAUGACGGAUCUGAAGAAGGAGAUACUCAAGUUCUUCCAGGACGCGUCCAUAGAUGAGCUGUCGCUGAUUUCCGGGUGCUCGGUUAAAAAGGCCCAGAAGAUUGUGGAGCUGAGACCCUUUGAUCAGUGGCAGAGCCUGACUGAAGUCUUUCAUAAAGACAAUGGACUUUCAGAAGACCUGCUGCUGGGCUGCAGAGUCGUCCUCAAAGAGCGGAAGGUUGUCCUGGAGCUCAUGUCCAAGUGUGAGACCAUUUCUUCGAAAAUGGUCAAAGAGGUGACUGAGGUGAUGGAGAAGGGCACCGGAGCCAUGAAACAACCCAGUGUACUCAACAGCCAGUUCCAGCUGAAGCCCUACCAGCUGAUUGGUCUGAAGUGGCUGCUGCUUCUGCAUAAACACAAACUGAGUGGGAUCCUCGCUGAUGAAAUGGGUUUGGGGAAAACUAUCCAGGCGAUAGCAUUUCUGGCCCAGCUGUACCAGAAUGGAAUCGAAGGUCCUCACCUCAUCACUGUGCCUUCCUCUACGCUGGAUAACUGGGUCCGAGAGCUUAAGCUGUGGUGUCCUGACCUCAAAGUUCUGGUCUAUUACGGAUCUAUGGAAGACCGCCGCUACCUCAGACACGAUAUCCUCAAUGAAGACGUUGAGUUCAACGUCAUUGUGACAACGUAUAACUUGGCCAUAGGGAACGACAACGACCGCAGCCUGUUUCGUAGGCUGCGUCUGAAGUACGCUGUGUUCGAUGAAGGCCACAUGCUGAAGAACAUGAACUCGCUGCGCUACCGCCACCUCAUGGCUAUUAACGCAGAGCAUCGCUUGCUGUUGACGGGAACUCCUUUACAGAACAAUCUCUUGGAGCUGAUGUCGCUUUUAAACUUCAUCAUGCCUUCCAUGUUCUCCAGCUCCACUACGCAGCUCUCCAAAAUGUUUUCAAUGAAAUCCCACGAGGAGCAGAGCCGUUUCGAGAGGGAUCGCAUUUCUCAGGCCAAACUCAUCAUGAAGCCUUUCAUCCUCCGAAGAAUCAAGAGUGAGGUCCUCAAGCAGCUGCCAGCUAAAGAAGAAAAGGUGGAGUUCUGCUCAAUGAGUGAGAAACAGCAGGUUUUGUACCAGUCGCUCCUUAAAAAACUCAAGACUUCCACCAAUGGCGAGAAGCGCGAGUUGUGUAACGUGAUGAUGCAGCUGAGAAAGAUGGCCAACCACCCCCUGCUUCACAGACAGUACUACACCACAGACAAGCUCAAAGCCAUGAGCAAACUUAUGCUCAAGGAGCCCACACAUUUUGAUGCAGAUGCCGCUCUCAUCCAAGAGGACAUGGAAGUGAUGUCAGACUUCGAGCUGCACCGUCUGUGCCAGCAGUACUCCUCCAUCAGCUCCUACCAGCUUGAAAGCAAGGUCCUGCUCGACUCUGGAAAAUUCCUCCAUCUCACGGAGCUGCUGACCUCGCUGAAAAGCCAAGGGGACCGAGUGGUACUAUUCAGUCAGUUCACCAUGAUGUUAGACAUCGUGGAAGUGCUGCUGAAACAUCUGAAGCAUCGUUACGUCAGGCUGGAUGGAUCCACACCCAUAGCCGACAGGAUUGUGUUGAUUGAUGAGUUCAACACGGACCCUGACAUAUUCGUGUUCCUGCUGUCGACGCGCGCCGGUGGCCUCGGCAUCAACCUCACCUCGGCCAACGUUGUCAUCCUGCACGACAUCGACUGCAAUCCCUACAAUGACAAACAGGCAGAGGACAGAUGUCACCGUGUGGGCCAGACCAGGACUGUGCAGGUGAUUAAGCUGAUCAGUAAGGACAGCAUAGAGGACUGCAUCCUACAGGUGGGCAACAAGAAACUAAAGCUGGAGCAGGACAUGACCACUGCUGGAGAGGGUGGUGAGGGGACCAUACCGGAAGAUAUGGCGUCUUUGCUCAAAGCCUCACUGGGACUGUGACACGCCAACAAGGGAAACCUGAAACUGUGCGAACACAUUUUUUGAUGGCGUUCCUGUGAUUCUGGGCAGACUUGAUAAUACCGACUGAACACACACACACACACACACACACACACACACACACACUUUAGUGUCUAUACUGGAGAACUACUGCAAACCACAUACUGCCAUGAAAAAAAAAAAACUGAAAUCUGAUCUACUGUGUUUCAUG
This is a messenger RNA of Stegastes partitus (bicolor damselfish), 3760 nucleotides long. RefSeq names its product SNF2 related chromatin remodeling ATPase with DExD box 1a (gene smarcad1a). The record is from RefSeq and is a predicted model, not a curated record. Gene Ontology annotation, molecular function: ATP binding; ubiquitin binding. NCBI's taxonomy places the organism in Eukaryota, Metazoa, Chordata, Actinopteri, Pomacentridae. The coding region runs from base 355 to 3549 and encodes 1064 amino acids. The transcript has 23 exons.